AGCUGCACUCUGCACACUGAAAAUGCAACGACCGGCCAGCUGAAUAUGUUCCAGACGGUUGGAGAGCUAUUUUUGACAUCAGGAGCGUCGCGAAGCAUUAAAAUAGCAUGCAGCUAAAACAUGCUAACCAGAGUUACAGCUGUGUUUAGCAGCAGGAAUUCACUCCAGUCUUAGCUAGCUAACAGUUUAGUGUCUUUUUUAAAAUUAUUUUAUUGCCAACAGUGAGUUGAGUUGUCGUUGACAUUUUGGUUUAAAGUGUACACUGCAACGACAUUUCCACAGAAUACCAGUACGACAGCGUGUUAGUCGAAAUAACUUUGACAUGAGCAGCUGCUAAACAUCUGGCGACGAACCUGUUAGAGUUACCUGAGCGUCCUCCAGUGAAGCCGUCAACGAUGUCCGUCAAUGGGAAAGUCAUCCCGCACACCCCGCUGGCUGUGGACUUCUGGUAUGUUCGGAAAUGUCCAGGUACCCGGCUGUUCUUUCUGUCCCACAUGCACAGCGACCACACCAUGGGUUUGACCUCCACCUGGAGCAACAGGCCCAUCUACUGCUCACCGACCAGCGCCGCCCUGCUCAGACUCAAGCUGCAGGUGAAAGAGCAGUGGAUCCAUCCUUUGGAGCUCGGUGAGCCAAACCUGCUCCCGCUGGACGACAUCGGCAAGGAGAGGCUCACGGUCACAUUGAUAGAUGCCAACCAUUGCGCAGGAGCAGUCAUGUUUCUCUUCGAAGGCUACUUUGGCUCUAUCCUGUACACUGGUGACUUUAGAUACACUCCUUCGAUGCUGCGUGAGCCGUGCUUAAGGACCAACACCACUAUAGACGUCCUGUACCUGGACAACACCAACUGUGACCCCAACCGAACUCUGCCAACCAGACAGCGAGCCACUCAACAAAUCAAAGAGAUCAUUCGCAGGCACCCCAACCACACUGUUGUCAUAGGCCUGUAUACACUCGGCAAGGAGUCCCUACUGUUGGAUCUGGCGAUGGAGUUUAAAACCUGGGUUGAAGUGAGCUUUGAGAGGAUGGAGACCCUCAAAGCUCUGGAGCUGCCUGAUGUCUUCACUACUGAGACAGGGGCCGGUCGGAUCCGAGUCGUGAAUCAAUCAGAGAUUUCUGCUGCCGCUUUGUACCAGUGGAACAAAGAUCAACCCACGUUGGCCAUCUUGCCCACCAGCAGGCCGUUGGUCUCCUUUCACCCCAGCGUCCACGUAGUGCCCUAUUCAGACCACUCCUCCUACCAAGAGCUGGAGGAUUUUGUCUCUGCGCUCAAACCUACCUCCCUUGUACCUAUUGUGGGAAACUGUGUUCCUGGAAGUCUCUCUGCCUUGCUGCCAAGUAAAAAGCGCCAUGAAAUCCUGGUACCGGAGUCAGUCCGACACUACAUGUUGAGACAGCCUGAGAGGCAGCUCAGCCCAUCAGCAUGCAUGAGCCUUCAACGCAGGCACUUCCGACCUCUUGAUCCUAAAGGUGUGAUAUUUGAGUCUCCUAUAAGUGGAUGUAGUAGGUCAUAUGAAGAAGCCUGGGAGGCAGAGUGCCUGGAGCAAGAUGGAUCUGAGGAAGAGAUGGACACAGAAGGUAGCGAAAAGGACUCUGACUGCAUCCUUGUAGACCUGAGCACACAGCUCAGCCCUGACAAAAACAAAAGACAGACUGGAGACAUGUGGAACCUUAAUAUUGUCCAGACAGUCUCUGAAGAAAUGGUGACGACAGAGUUGGAACCAUUCGAUUCAUUCUCCCAGAGCAGCUUUGCUCCAGUGGAGAUCUUAACCAACACCAAGGCCUGCGUGAAGCCUGUCAGGACCACAAGAAGGCCUUUUGAAGCUAAUGCCAAAAUAAUCAGUAAUCACCAUAGCGGACAUGGAAAUGUUGGUAACAACCACACAUCAUCAGAUGGAGAUAGCAUGAGUCAGCACAGUGAGAUUGAUCAGAAUGACAGCGUGACAUUAUUUCAGAACAUCUCCGAUCGUGAUUCCAGCACUUCAUCCAGCUCCUCAGUUGUGCUGCAGCUUGAAUAUAUUGAGGAGCUUGAAAACAGGCUUUUAAAGAAUCUGCCUUUCUCAGAGGAGGACAUUAAGGCCCGUGGCCUCCUGCAGAACAGCUUUGUUUAACACUCUCUCCUCUGUACCUUUGUGCGAUUCAAACAAGGAUGACAUGUCUGAUUUAUAAUGUGAUUUGAUGAGUUUUGCCUUCUUUCAAAGGCCUUUUUGUGUUUCUGCGUGUUGAUAUAAUGCACUUUAAAUAACUGUUCUGUCAUAGGUACCUUCUUAUUUAAGUUUCUUUGUGGUGCCAUUUUUCUGUUGGUGGAUUUUUAAAGAGUGUUGUGAUCAGAAGGUCUUUGGACUGGAACAGUUCAUGUGACAGACUAACAUUUGCCCUUACUGUUUCCUCCUGGUGUGUAAAAUAAGGGCAGGAAAUGGUUAUUAAAAACUAUCAGUGUUUUGUUUUUUUAUUGACAAUAGGUUAAACUGAAGCACAGCCUUUUCUGUUAGUAAUUUGUCACAUUUAGAGGGUUUUCCACUACUCUGUGUUGGCCUGCUUUAGCUGCACUGAACAACAAAGACAUUUCCACUGCGGCCUCCCAGCUGCUCAAUAGGAGGAUCGACCACUUUUGCUUUUGUCCAGUGAACUGCGCUGGAGACUACAGAGUUUUAAAAAGUGUCUUUAGUGUACUUUGUGCUUUUGGAGCUUCUCUCUGAAUCUAUGUGAUUUAGAUUUGGGUUUCACUCAUGUGUCCUUGUUUGUACGGAUACGAGCCUUAAUUUACUGGUUACUGAUGGUUCUCAGCUGUGCCAGAGCUGGCUGAAGUCAUGACUUGUGGAUGAUGGUGGCACAGCUCAGCAUGACUAACCACCCCAGUGGGAAAACCCCAUAUUGUCACAUGUAGACGUGUGUUUAUUACUGAUUAUCGGGUUUACCACCAUCCUGAAAAGCACAAUCAUUGUUUGUCUUUCUACUGUGAUCACCUGAAAGUCAGAGUCAGCGAAUUUUGGACUUCUGUGAGUCACCAAAGGAUGUUUCUGCAGCAAAGUGAGUUCCAAGCCAAAAGUCUAUUCAUUCUAGCCUAAAAGUUACAAUGAUGUAAGGAAAAGCUUAAAAGCAGUCACAUAUUUGCCAAAUGCCACAUCAGCCUUUUUAAUUUAAACACAAAGUUUUGACUGUGUAAGCAAAGUCAUUUUUAGGAUCAUAUUCUUACAGUGAUUUUCUGCUGGAACUUACUUUUAAAUUGGAAUAGUGAUGUUAAAGAUCAGUUGUGGUGUUAGUAUAAUGUGUGUUUUGAAUUUUUGAGCCAAGAGGACGUUGCUACACUGGUAGUCUAUAUUUACAAAAACUAGCUUGUACUUACUGUGAUUGUUUUUAACUCUGGUUGUUGUACAAAAUAAAGCAUUUCCCCCUCAAUACAUAAUGUAGCCACUAUGACAAUGAUCUUCCCUUUGUUAAUCCACUACUGAAGAC
Molecule: messenger RNA, 3456 nt
Organism: Stegastes partitus (bicolor damselfish)
Lineage: Eukaryota; Metazoa; Chordata; Actinopteri; Pomacentridae
Gene: dclre1b
Product: DNA cross-link repair 1B
Exons: 4
Coding region: 396-2111 (571 amino acids)
Biological process (GO): double-strand break repair via nonhomologous end joining; telomere maintenance; interstrand cross-link repair
Molecular function (GO): damaged DNA binding; 5'-3' DNA exonuclease activity
Source: RefSeq, a predicted model, not a curated record